Triticum turgidum subsp. durum (durum wheat) is the source of this 762-nucleotide messenger RNA. The record is from the annotation of a GenBank genome assembly. NCBI's taxonomy places the organism in Eukaryota, Viridiplantae, Streptophyta, Magnoliopsida, Poales, Poaceae.
AUGGGGUCGUCUCGCCGGCGCGCGCUCUUCCUGCUCCUCGCCGCCCUCCUCGCCUCCUCCUUGUGCGCCGGCUCGGCGGCGGAGCCGCUGGCCGCCGAGCGGACGCGCCGGAAGGACCCCCUCGACGGGCUCCGGCCCUACCACCGCGGCUGGAACAUCAGCGACCGGCACUACAUCGCCUCGGUGGCCUUCAGCGCGUCGCCGGUGUUCGCGGCCGGGGCCGUCUGGUUCGUCGGCUUUGCGCUCGCGGCGCUGGUGGCCUGCUGCUGCCGGUGCUGCCGCGGCAGCCCCACCAGGGACGACGACUACUCCUACUCGCGCAAGACCUUCGCCGCCUCCCUCCUCCUCCUCCUCGCCUUCACCGCCACCGCCAUCGUCGGGUGCGCGGUGCUGUACGACGGGCAGGCCAAGCUGGACGGCAGCACGUCGGGGACGCUGCGCUACGUGGUGCGCCAGUCGGACGGCGCGGCGGCGAGCCUCCGGGGGUUCGCCGGGUUCAUCGAGACGGCCAAGGCCUCCGGCGGCGCCGCCAUGCCGCGCGACCUCGGGGCCAAGGUCGACCAGGUGGCGAGCAGGGUGGGCGCCGCGGCCGACGAGCUCGCCGCGCGCACCGCCAGCAACGCCCGCAAGAUCCGGACCGUGCUCGACACCACAAGGAAGAUCCUGAUCGGCGUCGCGGCCGUGAUGCUGGUGCUCGCGUUCCUGGGCCUCGAAAACUAUCAACUUCUUGACUUUGCAAUCCUAGGUGACUCAGUCAACUAA